This is a messenger RNA of Carlito syrichta (Philippine tarsier), 658 nucleotides long. RefSeq names its product complexin 2 (gene CPLX2). The record is from RefSeq and is a predicted model, not a curated record. Bases 1 to 384 code for a protein of 127 amino acids. The transcript has 2 exons. Gene Ontology annotation, molecular function: syntaxin binding. Gene Ontology annotation, biological process: regulation of neurotransmitter secretion; synaptic vesicle exocytosis; neurotransmitter transport. NCBI's taxonomy places the organism in Eukaryota, Metazoa, Chordata, Mammalia, Primates, Tarsiidae. Gene Ontology annotation, cellular component: terminal bouton; SNARE complex.
AUGCCCGCAGGGGCCACCAAGGACAUGGGCAAGAUGCUGGGGGGAGAGGAGGAGAAGGACCCGGACGCGCAGAAGAAGGAGGAGGAGCGGCAGGAGGCGCUGCGGCAGCAGGAGGAGGAGCGCAAGGCCAAGCACGCGCGCAUGGAGGCCGAGCGGGAGAAGGUCCGGCAGCAGAUCCGGGACAAGUACGGGCUGAAGAAGAAGGAGGAGAAAGAGGCGGAGGAGAAAGCCGCCCUGGAGCAGCCCUGCGAGGGGAGCCUGACCCGGCCCAAGAAGGCCAUCCCGGCGGGCUGCGGGGACGAGGAAGAGGAGGAGGAAGAGAGCAUCCUGGACACGGUGCUCAAGUACCUGCCCGGGCCGCUGCAGGACAUGUUCAAGAAGUAGCCUGCCUGCUCCACCCCACUCCACCCGUUACUGUUUCUUCGGUUCUUUCUUUUCUUUUUCUUCAGUUAAGUCUCAGUUCUGAAGGGGAAACCUCAGUUGGCCUCUGCCCCCUUACCUGGCCAGGGGCUCCUCCCCCUCAGCCCUCCCUCACACCCUCCUUCACCCCAGGGUAUCCACCCCCACCCCACACCCAAGCGGAAGACAGCUUCUCCCCGGCAGGGGGCCUCGAACCCAGGGCCAAAGGCGCUGGGGCCCCCUCAGGAAGCCCGAGGUC